AUGCCGCCGAGGAGAGCUACCCGUGCCCAGAUCGCUAGAGAUGCUAGAGAGGCUCAGGAUGAGCAUGUUCAGCCCACAGUUCCUCAUGUUGACCAGGAGACUAUGAGACAGAUGGUUCAGGAUGCUGCUAGACAGGCUGCUCAGGAGGCAGUUCAGCAGAUUGCUCAGGAGACAGCCAGGCAAGCCGCUCAAGAGGCUGCCCGAGUAGCUGCACAGGAGGUUGCUCGUCAGUUGGCUGCAGCUCAGCAAGGUCCUCAGGUUCAUGUGCAGCAGGGUCCGCAGAUUCAGGUUCAGCAGGCUCCACCAGUUCAGGCUCAGCAGGAUCAUCAGAUUCCCGAUCAGCAGGUUCCUCUUCCUCAGAUCCCAGUGCAACAUGUUCCAGCUCAGCAGUUUGCUCAGGGUGUUCAGGAUCUACCGCCACCACCACCGCGACCCCAGGUUUACCAGGCUUAUGAUGAGACAUUCUACAGAUUGACGCGCCAUAUAAGAGACAUGGAUAUGGAGCAUUUUAGCGGGACAAUAGAUCCCAUAGCAGCGCACGAUUGGAAGUUAGCGCUUAAGCGGAAGUUGGAGAUUAUUGAGUGUCCACCAGAGUUGUCUCUCAGAUUGACUAUGCAGUACUUGCGUGGAGAUGCUCUUGUUUGGUGGGAAGGAAUUCGAUUGGAUCAUGAUGGACCCGAGAGGCUUACUUUUGAAGAUUUCAUCCAGGAGUUUGAUAGGAAGUACUUUCCGGAAGAGGCUAUGGAUAAGCAGAAGAGUGAUUUUGAUCAUAUAAGCCAGGGGGAGAUGUCAGUAAGAGAAUAUGAGCGGAAGUUUAACCAACUUCGCAGAUUUGCUGGAGGUGGUAUUACAGAAAAAGACUUGAUCAGGAGGUUUUUGAAGGGGAUGCGAGUGGAUAUUCGCAACAGAUGCCGUGUUGUUACUUACCAGAGGUUGGGAGAUUUGAUGGAGAAAGCCGCUGAGCAGGAGGAAGGUUUGGCAGAAGAGAAGAAGCUUACUAGAGCAGCUCAGAUUAAGUUUGGGAAAGCUCCGGAGUCCCAGAUGAGAGCAGGAGACCACUCGGGAUCACCGAGAUGUCCUCGUUGCCACCGCAGUCAUAGUGGGCAGUGUUUGAGGUGCCUUGUUUGCGGUAAGCCAGGACACAUUGCGAGGUAUUGUCGGGUUAAGCCAUUGGAUGCGCCACCAGUCGGACAGAUUACCGCGCCAACAGCAUCAGUAGCGGCAAACCAGUUUUGUUUUGGCUGUAACCAGUCGGGUCAUUUCGUCAGAGAUUGUCCCAGGAGGGGCAAUGCAGCGCUUCCACCACCACCGAAGCGCCUAGCCAUCGCUCCAUGUGUGUUUACGGUUGGAGAUGCCCAGGGAGCCGAGCCAAUAGCGGGAAUGGUUUCGGUUGGAGGUGAGCCAGCUCACACCUUAUUCGAUUCGGGAGCUUCUCACAGUUUUGUGAGCCCGCAUUUGGUCAAAUCAUGGUCUUUCCGGGGUGUCUUCGAACCGAAGGCUAAGCAGUUUCAGACCGCCGGUACAGAGAGAUUGGGAACAAUCGGAGUUCAUCGUAAUGUACCAGUUAUGCUUGGAGGAGUUGACUUGCUUGGAGAUUUGACGGAGAUGGAGAUGAGUUUCUACGACGUCAUACUUGGGAUGGAUUGGUUGACGAGACAUCGAGUUGUAUUAGAUUGCCCGGAAGCAAGAGAGCUGCAUGAUAUUCCAGUGGUUUAUGAGUAUGCAGAUGUUUUUGAGGCCUUAAAGGGGCCACCGCCAGCUAGAAGUGACGUUCUUACGAUCGAGGUGGAACCAGGGACAGCACCAGUUUCACGAGCUCCUUACCGUUUAGCUCCAGCAGAGAUGGCUGAGUUGAAGAAGCAGUUGGAGGAAUUAUUAGAUAAGGGUCUUAUCAGGCCGAGUACUUCACUGUGGGGAGCACCAGUAUUGUUUGUGAAGAAGAAGGAUGGGAGUCUCAGGCUUUGUAUCGACUACAGAGGGUUGAACAAAGUUACUAUAAAGAAUAAGUAUCCACUUCCGCGUAUCGAUGAGUUGUUAUAUCAGUUGCAUGGAGCUUCAUGGUUUUCUAAGAUUGACUUAGCGUCAGGGUACCAUUAG
Molecule: messenger RNA, 2097 nt
Organism: Raphanus sativus (radish)
Lineage: Eukaryota; Viridiplantae; Streptophyta; Magnoliopsida; Brassicales; Brassicaceae
Exons: 3
Coding region: 1-2097 (698 amino acids)
Molecular function (GO): nucleic acid binding; zinc ion binding
Source: RefSeq, a predicted model, not a curated record